UCAUAUAUAAUCUGAUGACGUUUACAUUGUAUGUAAUUAAUAAAAACCGUAAAACAAAUUCGUUCGAAUUUAAACAUUUUUUUUUCAAUUCUUGGUUGAUUUGAUUCUACAAUGGACAAUAAUAAUAAAGUUGAAACUUUGCCAUCAUCGAUUGAUGACAAUUUAGAUCCUAAUCAUCAUCAACAACAACAACAACAAUCAGUACAAACAACGAUGAUGACAAAUUCAUCAAUACAAUCAUCAUCAACAACACCGAUGUCAACAACUUAUCUUGUUCCUAGUGUUUAUCCACCAACAAUCGCUGAUUCGGGUAUAUCAGCACCAAUAUCUUCAUAUCAAAUAUCAGCUUAUAAUCCACCACCACCACCACCGUUGAAUGAAUCGCAAAACAGCAAUAAUAAUGCAAAUUAUUUUUCUACAGAAACAUAUCAAAUGCCUACAGCAUAUACAAAUAAUCUUAAUCCACCGACUAACGUGAUACCGGAACAAGAACAAAAAACUUCGAUGUUUCUUCCACCACCACCGCCACCGCCGCCAUCACAACCUGCAAUCUAUUAUAGUGAUGGUGUUAUCUAUCCUGGUGAAUUAUCAUCAAAUUCGAACAAUGUGAUAACAACAAAUGAUGAUGACGACGACGAUGAAGAUGAAGAUGAAAUACAGGAUGUUGUUUUAUCCAAUGAAUUAGUUGAUUUAUACAAUAAUCUUGGUAUUGUUGGUAAAAUUUUAGCCGGUGGUUCAUUAGUAACAAUAAGAUUUUUACAAAUGUUUCGUAAUAUAAGUGAAACAUUGGUCGAUGCAUUAGGUAUUGCACAACCAAAAUAUCAACAAGAAUUACAAGCAUAUGAAGAAAUGAAACAAGAAGAACAACGAAGAGAAGCUGAACGUGAACAAUUGUAUGCUGGAUGGAAACCAAAUGUACCAUCUUCAUUGCCAUUACCGCCACAAAUUCCACCCAGUUAUUUACCACCGAGUUAUCAUCAUCAUAAUCAGCAGCAGCAACAACCUGAAAUGUCUUCCGAUAAUAUUCAAAGCUCAGCAUCUCCAAUUCUUCCACCAUCACCACCAACAACAAUGACUUCGAAUUCGAGCUUUGUUACUGAUUCUACAGUUAAUUUGCCAAAUUCAUAAAUGCAAUAUUUUUUUUCAAAUAAAACAUUUCAAAAUUAUAUUUUUUUCAAAUAAU
Dermatophagoides pteronyssinus (European house dust mite) is the source of this 1183-nucleotide messenger RNA. RefSeq lists its product as uncharacterized. NCBI's taxonomy places the organism in Eukaryota, Metazoa, Arthropoda, Arachnida, Sarcoptiformes, Pyroglyphidae. The record is from RefSeq and is a predicted model, not a curated record.